This is a messenger RNA of Hippocampus zosterae (dwarf seahorse), 1471 nucleotides long. It is a transcript of the gene cbx7b, whose product is annotated as chromobox homolog 7b. The transcript has 6 exons. Gene Ontology annotation, biological process: negative regulation of transcription by RNA polymerase II. Lineage: Eukaryota; Metazoa; Chordata; Actinopteri; Syngnathiformes; Syngnathidae. Gene Ontology annotation, cellular component: PRC1 complex. Bases 253 to 1095 code for a protein of 280 amino acids. The record is from RefSeq and is a predicted model, not a curated record.
AUCGCGCGCUCCCGUAAGAGACUGGGUCGCGCGCUGCGCUGUGCUGCGUGCAGAUGUGUCGCAGCUUCUUUUCCAACGGAAAACGUCCAGCCCGUGCAAGUUGGUGGCGUUUCAAUGGGCCUCAAAGUGUUGCCUCCCUAACUCGGCGGCCGCGGGUGAAACGGGGCUUCCCCGCCGGCAGCUUUCGUUAGCUUAGAUCGGGGCGGAAAAGACGCCACUUUUUUUCCCCGGCAGGUCCGAGGUGCGCACUUGAUGGAGCUGUCAGCGAUCGGCGAACAAGUGUUCGCCGUGGAAUCCAUCAUGAAGAAAAGAGUUCGGAAGGGGAACGUGGAGUACCUGUUGAAAUGGAAAGGAUGGCCUCCCAAGUACAGCACAUGGGAGCCCGAGGAACACAUUCUGGACCAGCGUUUAGUUCAAGCCUAUGAAGAGAAAGAGCAGAGAGACAGAACUCUGGGUCACAGGAGAAAAAAAUCCAAAACCAAAAAGCGGCUCCUGUUGCAGAACACAGUGUACACCAUGGACCUUCGCAGCGCUCACAAGGCCGAGGACAUGCCUAAACCCCGCCUACGUCUCUCCCUGACCCGCUCACUCCUCCCGGAGGAGGACGAGGAAGAUGAGGAAGAGGAGGAAGAGGAGGAAGAGGAGGAAGAGGACCCAUCCUACACUGCUUGGAGGAGAGCGCCCCGUUACAACAAGAGGAGGCCACGGAGCAGGUGCCUUAAGUUGAGGCCGGCGAGUCCUGCACAUGAGCACUGGAAAAGCCUGGGAGAGGAAGAGGAGGUGAAAGAGGAUCUUGUUGGAGAUGAAGAGGAGGAGACUGAGGAUAUCACAGAAAAGACCGCAGGUCAAAGACGAGCCGCAGGGUGGAGCCCAGAUUCCGGUGGAGACCAUCUGACAGAGGCCGAGAUGCCCGAAACGGUCUGGAGGCCCGUCGUCGGCCCGGCAGAGGUGACAGUCACCGACGUCACCAUCAACGCGGUCACCGUGACGUUCCGAGAAGCGCGCGUGGCCCGCGGUUUCUUCCGAGUGUGGGGGGCUGGAGGUCUGAGCGGGGCGCCGAGGUUUUCCAAAUUGAUCGUCAAUGCUUCCUCUUAGCCUGGACGGGAACUGAAAUGCCGCAUGGCUCAGACUGACCUUUUGCACUCGGCGGAAAGAAGUUUGGACACGUGCUUCUGUAUGUCGUCGGCGGGAGAAAGAAAAUGAGCCAUUAACGAGCAGUCCUAGAUGACAAUGUUAGUAUCGUUCUCCCAUGUUUGCACUUUUCUUCCAGCAUUUGUAGCAAUCGAAGCAUCCGAUCCUCCAGUACUUACAGGUCAUCUCAUUCUGGAUAGGAAAGAACAUUUCCUAAGCAAAAAUCUUUUUUUUGCACAUAGUGAUGCGUUAACCUGCACAUGACUGCAGCCUAACUUGAAGAUGUCGAUUAAAAAUGUCGUCAUAAUGGAAUAAAUGUGGCUCAUGGUUAAUAUCUUCA